CGAUAGAGAAAGAAUCGAUUCACACGCGGUCCUUUCUUUACUUAUAGCCCUAAAGCCAGAGGAUUUAAUCAAUAGAACACGGUAGUAGAACACAUACAAGCAUGCGCGCGGUCUGGCUUUGACCUUUUGGAUGCCGGUUAAUUUCACCUUUCUCAAGAUGAAGACGCUUGUAAACAUUGCCUUCUUAUUCUCUGUUUUUUGUGUGUCGUCUGUCCUUUCUCAAGGAAAUGUUUGUAAGUCUAAUUCCUGUAAACCAUACGUGGAGACUUGCUUCCCCUGGAACAAUAAUGACGGCUAUAUCUGCUGCGAGUGGUCGUCCGCUAGAGGGCAGUACAUCAAGAAAGUCCGGAACCCACUGACGGGAGAGACAGAUUUUCUCAACUGUGAUCCAUUAAAAUGCUACGUCUGUAGCUCUGCGGAUACGAAACACGGGGAUAAGUGCGGCAGACAGUUUGGGUACACGAAGGAGGAGGCAGAGAAGGCCGGAGUCUUUGUUACCUGUGAUGAAAUCGGUGUAAAGAAUGCGCGCGCAUGUGGCAAAAUGAUCACCAAUGCCUACUUUAGAAAGGAAAUUGUCACCAGGUAUUGCUACAACACCACAAGUCCUACGAAAUCCUGGUACCCCAGCGGCUGUGCCGAGUAUCUCAGCAUGGAUACCUGCUACUGCAACAAAGAGGGAUGCAACUCCCAAGAUGCAGUUCGAUCAACUUCCGGUCUAAUUUUAGCGGCAGUGCUAGCCACAAUUUCUAUAUAUGUAUCUUAAUGCUAAAUAGUUGUAUUAUUACAUGCAGAAAUACGAUCCUAUGCACUGCAUUUGUAUUUUUGUUAUUUCCAAUUUUGAAACACUUGCCAAAGCAAUUUUAUUGCAAAAACCUCUCUGCAUUUUAAAUAACUUGCUGUUGAGAUUUAAAUUUUUUAUAAAGACGUGUUAAACUGAAAUUUGAUCACUUUUGAUUGAUAAGUCAUUAUAAUAUUUAAUCCGUGGGUCAGAUAAUUGUGUCUAGUCAAUUCUGUAAACCGAUGUACCCACCAAUAAUACAUAUAUAUGUACUACUGUUCGUAAGUUGCAAUCUUUUUAUAACUUAGAAUCACGUGACACUUUAGAGUGAAUAUUAGAAGCAGAUCAAUCAUUAUAAAUUAUAUUUAAAGGGGGUUUAUUUACCUAAACAGCUGAUAUUUUGGCAAUAUAUGUAAUUACAAAGUAAAGAUGCUAAUAACCUUCAAUACUUGUUUAAAGCAUAAUACUUAGUAAAUCACUUGUUUGCUUUUUUUGAAUACUCCAUUUAUACACAUGUUCUUGUUUAUAUGAAGUAUGGAAUGCAUAACUAAUUUAUACCUACUCCCGCGGCAUCUCAGAGAAAAGAAUGUACUUCAACUUAGUCUUUUAAAAAGGGAAAGCUACCAUUUAUAUAGAAAUCCAGAGCCUGAUGUUAAUUUGCUAGAUAUGGUCAGGAAAUCCAGUAAUUUGUGUAAAUAUUGUAUGUCCCACCGAAACUCGCUCUUUUAAGACUGAAAUUUAUUUUUAAGGUCAAGAAAGAAUUUUGGAUCCAAUGCUUUACAAAUUUUGUUAAUUUCGGACGUUUUAUAAGAAUACUAGUAUUUGUUCCGUAGAGGAGAUAGAGUUCAUUUCUGAUCCUCUAUAAGAGAGGAAGAGGGGGUGUUACUUUAGUAUUAUAUGUAGAUAUUUGACCUGAAAGCUACCUCCUGUUGUUACAUAGUUAGGAGAUGACAUUGAUGUGUACUUGUGUAUUUUUACUGGUAAGAAAUUUCUCUGUGUGUGUAUGUGUGUUUU
This is a messenger RNA of Saccostrea cuccullata (small rock oyster), 1792 nucleotides long. RefSeq lists its product as uncharacterized. The transcript has 4 exons. NCBI's taxonomy places the organism in Eukaryota, Metazoa, Mollusca, Bivalvia, Ostreida, Ostreidae. Gene Ontology annotation, biological process: positive regulation of voltage-gated potassium channel activity; sleep; regulation of synaptic transmission, cholinergic. The record is from RefSeq and is a predicted model, not a curated record. The coding region runs from base 131 to 763 and encodes 210 amino acids.